Messenger RNA from Rhipicephalus sanguineus (brown dog tick), 459 nucleotides. RefSeq lists its product as uncharacterized. The record is from RefSeq and is a predicted model, not a curated record. The coding region runs from base 1 to 459 and encodes 152 amino acids. Lineage: Eukaryota; Metazoa; Arthropoda; Arachnida; Ixodida; Ixodidae. The transcript is spliced from 2 exons.
AUGAACGCUUUGUGCAUCGCCACCACCCUGGCCGCUGUUGUCUCCACCACAAUCGCCGGUGGGAUUGGUUACGGCGUUGGCUUCGGCGGGGGCUAUGGUGGGGGCUACGGUGGGGGCUACGGCGGGGGCUACGGCGGAGGCUACGGCGGGGGCUACGGUGGAGGCUACGGCGGCGGCUACGGUGGCGGCUACGGCCUGGGAUACGGUGGAGGCCUUGGCGUUGGUGGCGUCGGUGUGGGAAGCAGCGUAGCUCUUCUCCGCGGAGGACCUGGACUGUAUAAGGCUGUGGCCGGUCCGGCUUUCUUGGUCAAGACUGUGCACCACGUGAACAAGGUUUCCGGUGGUGGAGCACUUCUCGCCCAUUCUGGCCUUGGUGGAGGCUACGGAUAUGGUGGCGGCUAUGGAUAUGGAGGUGGUUAUGGAUAUGGUGGCUACGGAGGCUAUGGUUACAAGGGGUGA